AUGGCUGCCCCCGCAGAGAAGACGGCCGAUGUGACAAAAGAUGCCGGCAUUGACACAAAGGCCGAAGGCACCUACUCCCCUUCGUCGGACAGCCUCGCUGAAUCAGUGGGCAUCAACGAGAAAGCUCUACUCCGGAAACUGGACUAUAAGCUUCUUCCACCUCUGACGUUGUUAUAUCUACUUUCAUACUUGGAUCGGAGCAAUGUCGGAAAUGCAAAGCUGGAUGGCCUCACAACCGACCUCAAUAUGUCUGGGGAUCAGUAUCUCAACGGCCUCACCCUGUUCUUUGUCGGCUAUGUGCUGUUCGAGAUCCCAUGCAACAUCAUUCUAAGGAGAGCCACGCCCAGAAUAUGGCUGCCCACCCUCUCCAUAAUUUGGGGCGUUGUCGCUACACUUUUAGGAGUUGUUCAGAACUACUCCGGCUUCCUGUCAUCACGGUUCUUUCUCGGUAUCGCGGAGAGUGGUCUCUUCCCUGGCGUGGUAUUCUAUAUGUCCAUGUGGUAUAAACGGAAUGAGCAGCACUAUCGCAUUGCUCUAUUUUUCAGUGCCGCAUCGCUUGCGGGUGCGUUUGGUGGAAUUCUCGCAUGGGGUAUUGGGCACAUGGAUGGUGUGGGCGGGUAUAGUGGUUGGCGAUGGAUCUUCAUCUUGGAGGGUCUAUUGACCCUCGUGAUAUCCUUCAUAAGCUAUUUUUGGGUCUACAACUACCCCUCGACUGCGGAAUUUCUAUCCAAGGAGGAAAGACAGUUCAUCCAGUUCCGCUUGAAAAAUGAUAAUGACGCCACGCGCGAAGAGGCCUUCACAUGGUCCGCUGUACUAGAUGCAGUUAAAGACCCUAAGAUCUGGCUAUAUGGAUUAGGAUUUCAUACCUUAUCUCUGCCGCAGUAUACGCUUUCACUCUUCCUGCCAACUAUUAUCGAGGAGCUGGGAUUCUCGGCCGCUGAAGCGCAGCUACUUACUGUGCCCCCAUACGUGAUAGCUGUCUGCUUGACUAUCGCAGUCGCGGUUUUCUCACAGCGGACACGACUUCGGGCGCCCUUUAUCAUGGGCUCAUCUUCAAUUGCGUGUAUCGGAUAUAUCAUGUUGCUUACCGACUCCCAUCCUGGAGUGUGUUACGUGGGAACUAUCUUCCUAGCAGCGGGCAUCUUCCCUGCAGUGGCCAUAGUGUUAUCUUGGCCAGCGAAUAACGUCUCCGGCCAGACGAAACGCUGCAUCGCCAACGCUAUGCAGAUCUCUAUUGGCAAUUGCGGUGCGAUCCUCGGCACACAACUCUACCGCACCGAGAUGAAGCCGCGCUACUACCUUGGUAAUGGGGUUGCGCUAGGAUACCUAGUCGGCAAUAUCUGCGUCGUGGGGUUACUGUGGUAUGUCCUACAUCGGGAGAAUUUGGAGAAAGAGCGCCUGCGGGAAGAGCAAGGAUUGACUGCUUUGAUGGGCGAUAUUGGAGAUGCAGAGGGCGAAUUCUUAGGCGAUAAAGAUCCCCGCUGGGUUUUCCAGACCUGA
This is a messenger RNA of Penicillium lagena, 1500 nucleotides long. RefSeq lists its product as uncharacterized. NCBI's taxonomy places the organism in Eukaryota, Fungi, Ascomycota, Eurotiomycetes, Eurotiales, Aspergillaceae. The coding region runs from base 1 to 1500 and encodes 499 amino acids. Gene Ontology annotation, molecular function: transmembrane transporter activity. Gene Ontology annotation, cellular component: membrane. The transcript has 6 exons. The record is from RefSeq and is a predicted model, not a curated record. Gene Ontology annotation, biological process: transmembrane transport.